CCCAAAUUACUGGCUUCCGUCCUGGCUCCAACAUGCUGUGCCGGCUGGGGCGGCGGCGGCUGCCGCCGCUGUCUGUCCUGCGGCCCGGGACCCACGGCUCGCCGCUGGCGCCUCCGCCCGCGGGCGGCUCAGAGCGCCUCCCUGUCCCAGUGCGGGCAGUGGCUUCCGUCUCGGCGGGUGGUCCGGGCGGCGUCGGCGGCUGGUACGAGGCCCUGGCUGCGUCGCCCCCGGUACGAGGCGCGGAGGAGCUGCUCCUGACGGCGCACGCCGCCACGGGCCUGCCCUGGUGGGCCAGCAUCCUUCUCACGACCGUGGCCGUGCGCGGCGCCGUCACGCUGCCCCUGGCCGCCUACCAGCACUACAUCUUAGCCAAGGUGGAAAAUUUGCAGCCAGAAAUAAAAAAUAUUGCCAGGCAUCUUAACCAAGAAAUUGCAGUUCGUGCAAAUCAGUUGGGAUGGUCCAAAAGGGUUGCCAGGCUCACGUAUCUCAGGAACAUGCGGAGACUUGUUGCAGAGCUCUAUGUCCGGGAUAACUGCCACCCUUUUAAAGCUACUCUGCUGGUCUGGAUUCAGCUUCCCAUGUGGAUCUGCAUCUCUGUUGCCCUGCGAAAUUUUAGCAUCGGAGCAACACACUCAGAAGCAGGAUUUUCUGUUCAGGAGCAGUUAGCUACUGGUGGGAUUCUCUGGUUUCCUGACCUCACUGCAUUGGAUUCCACUUGGAUUCUGCCCAUAUCUGUUGGUGUCACCAAUUUAUUAAUAGUGGAGAUUUUUGCUCUGCCAAAAAAUGGAAUGACUCGUUUUCAGAAGUAUGUUACAUACUUUGUCCGUGGAAUGUCUGUGUUGAUGAUCCCAAUUGCCGCCACAGUCCCUUCGUCGAUUGUUCUUUACUGGUUGUGCUCCAGCUUCAUGGGCCUCUCACAGAACUUGCUGCUGCGUUCACCUGGAUUUCGCCAACUUUGCCAUAUUCCAUCGACUAAGUCAGCCUCACACACUCCUUACAAAGACCUCAUUGAUGCCUUUUGCGCCAAGUUCAUUACCAAAAAAUAACAUACUUUUCAGUAAUUUUGAAACAAGAGUCAUCACAUCAACUUGGAGAAGUUAGAAAUGCAGCUGUUAUUUAAGUACUGUGGGUUAAGAUGUUUUUGAUUGUUAAGAAAUGUCAUAUAUUUAAUUGUAUACAAAGAAUAUAAAAUUAGAACUAAAGUUUCUAGUCCUAUGUACAAAACUGCAACCUACUUGGGGUGUUAGGACUUGGGAAAAUAGAAUUAGAAACUGAAUGAUAAUCACAGGACAUACAACACAUUAAAUUUUUUAAAAUAAGAGAAUCUGAUGUGGUAGCUUGUGACAUUUUAAUGGUGGAAAAUAUUUAUAAAAGCCAUGAUUUUCUCUUCAGAAAACUGCUCAGACUCAACUUGGGAGCUACCUUUGAGGCUCUGAAGUGCUGAGGGAUUUGGGUUCAGAAGUCUUUUUCUAAUGGAACAUAUGAUGAGUGAUGAUGAGUGUGUGUAUGUGUGUGUGUGUGUGUGUGUGUAAAGUAACUUAAAAUAUAGACAGUAAAGUAGCUUGUGUGUUUUAAAAGACACCUAAUAUGGUAGGUAAUUUUGCUUUCCAACUCUAUUCUGAAAAGACAAAGAGUGAACAUUAAUUUUCCUAUAGCUAUGACAUCUGGAUUAUUGGACUUAGUUGAAUAAAGAAGGUUAGAAGGGCCACUAUCUUUUAUGGAGGUCAUUCUUUGAGACCAUCAUCUCCAAACAUUCUUUGAGAAUAAUACAGGGUUCAUGCUCUAGGAGUGGUGCAGUAUUGAAAAAGUUGGUAGUAGGGACUGUAAAUCACUGAUACAGCCUUGUUUAAUUUGGAAUGAUACGAUUAACUCUGGUUGAGAUACAAAUAGAUUUCACACACAUUUGAAAAGGUUGUAUAUUGCUAUUGAGUUGAAAUGUAGAUCCAUACCUGAGAUUCCCUACCCCAUCUGAUGUUUUGUAGUGAAAUAAAAACUAAGGUGAAAUCA
Messenger RNA from Echinops telfairi (small Madagascar hedgehog), 2007 nucleotides. RefSeq names its product cytochrome c oxidase assembly protein COX18, mitochondrial. Lineage: Eukaryota; Metazoa; Chordata; Mammalia; Afrosoricida; Tenrecidae. The transcript is spliced from 6 exons. Gene Ontology annotation, molecular function: membrane insertase activity. Gene Ontology annotation, cellular component: mitochondrial inner membrane. Gene Ontology annotation, biological process: mitochondrial respiratory chain complex IV assembly; protein insertion into mitochondrial inner membrane from matrix. The record is from RefSeq and is a predicted model, not a curated record. The coding region runs from base 33 to 1046 and encodes 337 amino acids.